AUGGAGGAAAAACCACUGUACGGAGCAUUAACCGUAUAUCGCGAAAGAGGUGCAUAUUUACGUCGAUUAGAACAAUUUGAAAAAGCCAAGGCAUCUUAUGAUGAAGCCUUUAAAAAUACUCCAGAUGACGUACGUAUGCUAACUGGCCGCAGCCAGGUAUGUGCUGAUGCUGUUCAACCUGUUCAAGCAUACUCUGAUGCAGAACUUGCUCUUAAACUAGAACCUGGUAAUAUGAAUGCUCGAAACAUGCAAGCUCGGGCAAUGUACACAAUGUCUGAUUUUGAACGAUCAGUUGUGAUGAAUUAUAGAGGAGCAAGGUUUAGACGUCAACCGCCAUACUUCAUCGAAGGUAUUAAUCAGGGGGUGGAAACCAUUCAAGACUGCAUCGGUGUUAACGCGGGCAACGUCAUGGUAGAAUUUUUACCUUUAAUAAGACAAACAGAAGCAAGUCGCGUGGAUGAUGACGAGCCUCAAAAGCCACUUCAUGUAUCAAGGAUUCCGCGACCGAAAAAAAAGCGUAAACUUACUCAAUUAGAAGCUAGAAAACAUUUAACUUUAGCUCGUGUCUUAGCUAUGAAAUAUUUAGGACCAAUGGCAUAUGACAAAUUUUUCCUACAGGAGCUAACAGAGGAUCAACGCUUAAAAUCGGCAAAUUCAGGUGGAAGUAAAGAACUGAAAACAAUUGUAAAAGAAGCUUUACGAUCGCUUAGUGAACGACAAGACAUGUUACGGGCACAGCGGCCAUAUUAUACCAUAAAAUUAGCCGAAAAAGCAGAAUCUAAACAUCAAAAUAAAUAUAAAGAAGCAGUUUUAAUUAAAGAACGAGAAAUAGGAGCUCGAACCGCUGAAAGGCUACUUAAACAAAUCGAAAAAUGUAUGCGACAGAAUCGGGUUAUGGAUUUGAUUGCUCAAGCCGAACGCAUGCAAAUGUUUCUUGAUAGUAAAACACCGCGGACAUUGCCGGAUAAAGAUCUUUAUACUGAUCGGCUAUAUCGUGCUGUUGGAGAAGGUUAUUUAUCGCAACAUCGUCUAUCAUACACUCUAAGUGAACGCGGCAAUCGACGUCGUAUUGCUUUCUUAAUGGGUUUGCCCGUUGGCCGUCCGAAAUCAUUUGAUUCGGUAAUGGCGAACUAUCCCUACAAAUUUAUUGAUAUAAAGCAAGCUACUGCUAAAGUUAUGACUACAUUAGAAAUGUGUGAAAAUUCGACCAUGAAGUGCUGGUUGAUGUAUGAAUUGGCUCGACUUUUAUGUAGCCAAAAAAAUUAUGCCCUAGCUAAAUUCUACGCUAAGCGAUGCCAACGAGAGGCUCAAGAAAUAAGUAACGUCACAUGGUGGCUAAAUGGCCUUUUUGUACUUAUGAGUGGUGAUAUGCAACAAGGCAAUUCAAAUGAAGUACGAAUACAAGUAGAGGAAGCAUAUGAGUAUUCAAAAAAAUUGCAGGAUCCUGAACGUGUGCAAGCAUUUUUAGCAAAAUGUGCCGAAAUGGCAGCUGAAACAACAACUGCAGAUGAAAGAAAGGCCAUAAUACAACGUGAAAGACAGAUUGUAAAUGUAAUGGAUGAAGCUCAACGUGUUGAAACGCAAGUUCUAUUUAAGAGAAUGUCUACAGUUCCAACCGGUAGACGAUUUUCUGUUUUACCUCGUAAACCCGAGCCCGGUGACACUCAAGCGGAACGCAAACGUCGCUUCCAAAAAAGGCUAUCUGUUAUACCUGGUCCUGAAAGAGCUUUACCACCUCCACCAAAGUCUGGAACUCCUGGUUUUCAGAUAUUUGACAUAUAAUUUUUAUAAAAAAUCUUGCUGUGCAUGAUCUUUUUCCCUCUUUUGAUCAAAUAAAAAAAUAAGGUACAA
Molecule: messenger RNA, 1851 nt
Organism: Melitaea cinxia (Glanville fritillary)
Lineage: Eukaryota; Metazoa; Arthropoda; Insecta; Lepidoptera; Nymphalidae
Product: outer dynein arm-docking complex subunit 4-like
Exons: 1
Coding region: 1-1782 (593 amino acids)
Molecular function (GO): protein binding
Source: RefSeq, a predicted model, not a curated record